Molecule: messenger RNA, 4027 nt
Organism: Drosophila serrata
Lineage: Eukaryota; Metazoa; Arthropoda; Insecta; Diptera; Drosophilidae
Gene: alphaCOP
Product: coatomer subunit alpha
Biological process (GO): retrograde vesicle-mediated transport, Golgi to endoplasmic reticulum; intracellular protein transport; intra-Golgi vesicle-mediated transport
Cellular component (GO): COPI vesicle coat
Molecular function (GO): protein binding; structural molecule activity
Source: RefSeq, a predicted model, not a curated record
UCUUCUAAAAAUUUAAAAUAAGCCACGGCUACGUGUACUUUUUAGUAUCCAUUGACUGGGCAAUAACAGUUUCCAUCUUUCUCACAUGUUUUGAUACAGGCGCGUGCCCAACCCACCAGAAAGCGGGCACCUGAAAGAAAAGCCGACACCCACAAGCAAGUGAACGCAGGCAGGAAAUUGUGAAAAAUAAAAGCCUCAACAUGCUGACGAACUUCGAGUCAAAGUCGGCGCGGGUAAAGGGACUUUCGUUCCAUCCAAAGCGGCCCUGGAUUUUGGUCAGUCUACACAGCGGCGUUAUCCAACUGUGGGACUACCGGAUGCACACGCUCCUCGAAAAGUUCGAUGAGCAUGAUGGACCAGUGCGCGGCGUGGCCUUUCAUCAGCAGAUGCCGCUGUUUGUCUCCGGCGGCGACGACUACAAGAUCAAGGUGUGGAACUACAAGCAACGUCGUUGCAUCUUCACGCUACUGGCCCACUUGGACUACGUUCGCACGGUGGCAUUCCACCACGAAUAUCCGUGGAUAUUGAGCGCCUCCGAUGAUCAAACGAUCCGCAUAUGGAACUGGCAGUCUCGUAACUGCAUCUGUGUGCUGACGGGCCACAACCACUAUGUGAUGUGCGCCCAGUUCCAUCCUACGGAGGACCAGAUCGUUUCCGCUUCGCUUGAUCAGACUGUGCGCGUAUGGGACAUCUCAGGACUGCGCAAGAAGAACGUGGCACCCGGCCCCGGUGGCCUCGAUGAUCACUUGAAGGGUCAUCCGGGCGCCACGGAUCUCUUUGGACAGGCAGAUGCUGUGGUCAAGCAUGUGCUCGAGGGUCACGAUCGCGGCGUUAACUGGGCCAGCUUCCAUCCGACAUUGCCGCUGAUUGUGUCCGGAGCCGACGAUAGGUUGGUGAAGCUGUGGCGCAUGAAUGAGUACAAGGCUUGGGAGGUAGACACCUGUCGCGGCCACUACAACAACGUGUCCAGCGUGCUGUUCCAUCCGCGUCAGGAUCUAAUCUUGUCGAACGGAGAGGAUCGCAGCAUUCGCGUCUGGGACAUGACCAAGCGCCAGUGCUUGUUUACAUUCCGGCGGGACAAUGAACGCUUCUGGAUCCUCACAGCGCAUCCCACACUGAAUUUAUUUGCGGCCGGACACGAUGGAGGAAUGGUGGUCUUUAAGUUGGAGCGUGAACGUCCCGCCUACGCCGUACACGGCAACAUGCUCUACUAUGUGAAGGAACGCUUCCUGCGCAAGCUGGAUUUCACCACCACCAAGGACACGGUGGUGAUGCAGCUACGUCCAGGCAAAUCGCCUGUUUACAGCAUGUCGUACAAUCCGGCUCUGAAUGCUGUGCUCAUCUGCACGCGAACAAACAACCUGGAGAACAGCACGUAUGACUUGUGCCAGAUACCCAAGGACACGGAGAGCCAGAGUGAGUCGGACAGCAAGCGCAGCUCCGGCAUCACAGCCAUUUGGGUGGCACGCAACCGAUUCGCGGUGUUGGACCGCAACCAGCAACUGGUGAUCAAGAACUUUAAGAACGAGGUGACCAAGAAGCUGCCCACGUUUUGUGAGGAGAUAUUCUACGCCGGCACCGGCAUGCUUCUCAUCCGCGAUCCCGAAUUUGUCACCCUGUACGAGGUCCAACGGCUCGUCUCCGUGGGCAGCAUCAAGCUGGCCAAAUGCCGCUACGUGGUGUGGUCUUCAGACAUGUCCCUGGUGGCGCUGCUCUGCAAGCAUUCGGUUACCAUAUGCGACCGGAGACUUCAGUACCUGUGCACGGUGCAGGAGAACUGUCGUGUGAAGUCCGGCGCCUGGGACGAGUCCGGCGUGUUCAUCUAUACGACUAGCAACCACAUUAAAUACGCCAUCACUAACGGCGACCACGGCAUCAUCCGUACCCUGGAUCUGCCCAUUUACCUUACGCGCGUCAAGGGUAAUCAGGUGUUCUGCUUGGAUCGCGAGUGCCGCACCCGCGUUCUCCACAUCGACCCCACGGAGUACAAGUUCAAGCUGGCACUGAUCCAGCGCAAGUACGACGAGGUACUGCACAUGGUUAGAAACGCCCGUUUGGUGGGACAGAGCAUCAUUGCCUACCUGCAGCAGAAGGGCUAUCCAGAGGUGGCCCUGCACUUUGUCAAGGACGAGAAGACGCGCUUCGGACUGGCCCUAGAGUGCGGCAACAUCGAGAUCGCUCUGGAGGCAGCUAAGGCAUUGGACGACAAGGACUGUUGGGACCGUCUGGGCCAGAGUGCCCUGCUUCAGGGCAACCAUCAAGUGGUGGAGAUGUGCUACCAGCGCACCAAGAACUUUGACAAGCUGAGCUUCCUCUAUCUGAUCACAGGCAACCUGGAGAAGCUGAAGAAGAUGAACAAGAUUGCCGAAAUUCGCAAGGAUGUGUCCGCCCAGUACCAGGGCGCCUUGCUACUGGGCGACGUUAAGGAAAGAGUCAGCAUUCUCAAGAAUUGCGGACAGCACUCGCUGGCCUAUCUCACGGCAGCAACCCAUGGCUUCCAAGAGCUAACCGAAUCCCUGGGCGAGUCGAUCACCUCACAGGGCAACACUCUGCCAGAGGUGAAUCCCAAUGCCCAGCUACUACAGCCUCCGGUGCCCAUUCAGCAGCUGGAGACCAACUGGCCGCUGCUUUCAGUUUCGAAGGGCUUCUUUGAGGGCGCUAUGGUCACGAGAGCAGGAACCAGUGCCACCGCUCGCCAGGCGCUGAACAUUAACGCCGAUGCUGCUUUGUUGGACGAGCACAAUGCCGGCGGAGAUGGCUGGGGAGCAGAUGCAGAUCUGGGACUCGACGAGGACGGUGAGGAUGGAGAGAUGCACGAUGCUCUCAGUAACGACGGCGAGGGCGGAGCUGGUGGCGAGGAUGGCGCCGGCUGGGAUGUGGGCGACGACGAUCUGGUGGUGCCCGAGGAGCUGGCCUCCAAGAUAAAGGCUUCCGCCUUGGACAGCAAUUAUUAUGCGGCCCCCAACAAGGGACUUUCUCCAGCACAGCAGUGGGCCAACAACUCGCCCCUGGUGCUGGAUCACGUAAAGGCCGGAUCCUUUGAAACCGCCUUCCGGCUUCUGAACGACCAAUUGGGCGUGGUGAACUUUAAGCCCUUCAAGCCGCUGUUCCUGCAAAACUACGCUUGCUCCCGAACCAGCUUCUCGGCCAAUCCGAAUCUGCAGUCCCUCAAUGGCUAUCCUCUGCGAAACUACUCGGAGGCUAAUGCCAAGCUGCAUCGGCCGGCCCUGGGCAUCAAACUGAACGAUCUGGUGGCACGAUUGCAGGCUGGCUACCAGCUCACAACCUCCGGCAAGUUCUCCGAGGCCGUAGAGAAAUUCCACUCUAUUCUCAUCAGCAUUCCGCUGCUCGUGGUCGACACUAAGGUAGACACAGCAGAGGCCCAGCAGCUGCUAAGGAUCUGUGCCGAGUACAUUGUCGGCCUGAAGAUGGAGACGGUGCGCAAGGGCAUGCCCAAGUCAACGCUGGAGGAGCAGAAGCGGCUGUGCGAAAUGGCCGCCUACUUUACGCACUGCAAACUGCAACCUGUCCACCAGAUCCUUACCCUGCGAACAGCCCUCAAUAUGUUCUUCAAACUGAAGAACUACAAGACAGCCGCCUCCUUUGCCCGCCGACUUCUGGAGCUGGCACCGCGGCCGGAUGUGGCACAGCAGGUGCGCAAAAUCUUGCAGGCCUGCGAGGUAAAUCCCGUGGAUGAGCACCAGCUGCAGUACGAGGAGUUCAAUCCGUUCACCAUCUGUGGCAUCAGCUGGAAGCCGCUGUAUAGAGGAAAGCCGGAGGUGACCUGUCCCUUCUGCGGCUCCUCCUUUGACCCGCAAUUCAAGGGCAACCUGUGCACAGUGUGUGAGGUGAGCCAAAUUGGCAAGGAGAGCAUCGGGUUGCGCAUAUCCAGCCUGCAAUUUCGCUAGAGACAUCUGCCUAAAUAACGCUCUUCACACGCCGAGCGAGAGACCCUGCUUAGUUUAGUUUUACACGAUCAUUGCUUAUGUAUGAAAUAUAAAGUUCAGUAUCUGUAUAUUAUAAUCAA